UCUCGAUUUCGAUCCGAAUAUCUGAUAAAAGUUAGCGAUCAUGGCUGAAAUCUCGGAGUCUCGGAGUAAUGGAAAUCAUGUUGUCUUGAAUGUUAAUGGUGAAGCCAAUGAUCAUAGUCCUCCAUCAUCCUCCAAAACCAAAGAAUCUCACAACUGUUUCUCUGUGCCAUUCAUGCAAAAGCUGUUAGCUGAGGUGUUAGGCACAUAUUUUCUGAUAUUUGCCGGCUGUGCAGCAGUGGUGGUGAAUACCAACAAUGACAAUGAGAUUUCACAUCCGGGGAUCGCCUUGGUGUGGGGAUUAGCCGUGAUCGUCUUGUUUUACUCAUUGGCUCACGUCUCCGGUGCCCAUUUUAACCCUGCAAUCACCAUUGCUUUUGCUACCUGCAAAAGAUUUCCUCAUGAAAAGGUGCCAGUUUACAUAUUGGCUCAAGUUGUUGGAUCGACACUGGCGGCUGGGACCCUGCGGUUACUUUUUAGCGGACCGCAUGAUGUCUUCGCCGGAACGUCGCCGCAAGGGUCGGAUUUGCAGGCAUUCGUGAUCGAGUUCAUCAUCACUUUCUACCUUAUGUUCAUUAUAUCCGGUGCUACCACGGAUAACAGGGCUAUUGGAGAACUUGCAGGACUUGCCGUUGGCUCUACCGUGCUGCUUAAUGUGUUGAUUGCUGGGCCGAUAACAGGAGCAUCGAUGAAUCCGGCACGGAGCUUGGGACCGGCAAUUGUGUCAAACCAUUACAAAGGAAUAUGGAUAUAUCUUACGUCGCCGAUCAUUGGAGCAGUGUCGGGUGCUUGGGUUUAUAACUUGGUUAGAUAAACUGAUAAGCCAUUGCUGGAGAUUAUUAAAGGGCCUCUUUCCUAAAAAAUUCAUGUAAUUAUUGUUAAAAAAACCCUAU
Messenger RNA from Hibiscus syriacus, 890 nucleotides. Its product is annotated as aquaporin NIP1-2-like. The transcript is spliced from 5 exons. Gene Ontology annotation, cellular component: membrane. Gene Ontology annotation, biological process: transmembrane transport. The coding region runs from base 41 to 811 and encodes 256 amino acids. NCBI's taxonomy places the organism in Eukaryota, Viridiplantae, Streptophyta, Magnoliopsida, Malvales, Malvaceae. Gene Ontology annotation, molecular function: channel activity. The record is from RefSeq and is a predicted model, not a curated record.